AUGUCUGCCAUCGGCCUUAGUUCAUGCCGACUUUCACAUGCACGACCGUUUGCACCGGCCCGCAUUUUUCAGGGUCUGGUUGCGACUGAAAUCAAAACACUCGCGCUUCUACCGCUGGUUUCAAUCACCGAAAUCACCAAGCUUCUCGUCCAGUUCCUUACACAACACCAGCGGGGUGGCGUAGUUGAUCGCAAGAAGUUGAAGCAGAUCACGCCAGAGCAAGGAACGAAUGGCGCCGGCAACGAGAUUGACGAUUAUGCCGCGCCUGGCUGGGAGUUCGUCCUCGAGAAAGUACCACCUCCAGCGUAUGAGACUACGGAAGAGGGCACCGUCGAUGAUGAGCCGGACAAGGACAGCCAAGCAGGCCUUGAAGACGAGGAUGAAGAAGGGACCUUGAAGGGAUCUGGAGAUGAACUCCGCGAGGAAUCUGCCGAUGCUUCAGAUGUGAAUGAGGACGGAGACACAGAUGAUGAGGGUGAGGGUGAGGGUGAGGAUCAGGCGCACUUCUCCCGCACUUCGACGCAGCCGAACGAAGUCGAGUAUGAGGGAGAGUCGUACAGUGGCAAAGCUGGUCGUAAGGCUCGGAAGCUUCUCGAGUUCAAGCAAAUCACCGGCAGUCGUAUCUCGGACUAUCUCGAUGAAGCUCUGUGCCCGACCUACGACGAGGCAUAUCGCAAGGGGGAGCAGAAGAAGGAGCUUGACUGGAGCAUUGACCUGAUCAACGGCCUCACGGAUCUGGUCUUUUACGAGCCGAGUAGUGCAGCUGUCCACUUGGCGCUGUGGGACCGAGUCCAAAUCGCAGAGGUGUGGUAUCUCGGCUCUGUCGAAGCAUAUGCGUCCAAGCUCACCGGCGAAAAUUCAGGGGCUUUCAAAUGCUUGGAAAAGGUGGAGAGUAUACCAUACGUAGCUGAAGAACAAAUUGAACCACACGAAUGGAGAAUGCUGAACCUUGGGCUCGGCUCUGUCAAAGCACAUCUGCGACAAUUCAGGGGCGUCCAAAGACUUGGAAAAGGCGGAGAGCAUACCUACCUAGGUUCUGAAGAACAUGUUGAACUAUACCGCAUGCAUCUAAGCUUACCGGCGACAAUUCAGGGGCUUCCAAAUACUUGGAAAAACCUACUGAACACACAUGUACGGGACAUAUUGAACUACACGUCCGUCUCCACUCGUACGGAAGGCAAGUGGGCUGGGUUGCCAGGUGCCUCCGCUAGAGCCGUUCUUCCAGAACCUCAGGCACCCACGGAGCGUCUGAAAGGAGACAGCCACACCGUGCGUCUCUGA
Messenger RNA from Pseudocercospora fijiensis CIRAD86, 1281 nucleotides. RefSeq lists its product as uncharacterized. The record is from RefSeq and is a predicted model, not a curated record. The coding region runs from base 1 to 1281 and encodes 426 amino acids. The transcript is spliced from 9 exons. Lineage: Eukaryota; Fungi; Ascomycota; Dothideomycetes; Mycosphaerellales; Mycosphaerellaceae.